This is a messenger RNA of Tarenaya hassleriana, 1731 nucleotides long. Its product is annotated as nucleolar protein 56. The record is from RefSeq and is a predicted model, not a curated record. Gene Ontology annotation, cellular component: box C/D methylation guide snoRNP complex; small-subunit processome. NCBI's taxonomy places the organism in Eukaryota, Viridiplantae, Streptophyta, Magnoliopsida, Brassicales, Cleomaceae. The transcript has 8 exons. Gene Ontology annotation, molecular function: snoRNA binding. The coding region runs from base 71 to 1573 and encodes 500 amino acids.
CAGGAAAGCUCCUUCAACCCUAAACCCUAGUCACCUCAUCUUCGCCGUUUCUCUCCCGCGAAUCUCACGCAUGUCGCUGUACCUUCUCUACGAAGCCUCCUCCGGCUAUGCCCUGUUCGAAGCUCAUGGGCUCGACGAGAUCGGACAGAACACCGAGGCUGUCCGGAGCUCUGUCUCGGACCUCAACCGGUUCGGUCGCGUCGUCAAGCUCACAGCUUUCCAUCCCUUCGAGUCUGCUCUCGAUGCCCUCAACCAAAUCAACGCCGUCUCUGAAGGGCUGAUGACCGAUGAGCUGAGGAGUUUCUUGGAGUUGAAUCUUCCAAAAGUCAAGGAAGGUAAGAAGUCGAAGUUCAGCUUAGGAUUGGCAGAACCAAAACUCGGGUCACACGUAUGUGAAGCCACUAAGAUCCCAUGCCAGAGCAAUGAGUUUGUCCUCGAGCUUCUCCGUGGAGUGCGCCAGCACUUUGAUAGGUUUAUCAAGGACUUGAAACCCGGUGAUCUGGAGAAGGCUCAACUAGGUUUAGCUCACAGCUACAGCAGAGCAAAGGUCAAGUUCAAUGUCAACCGAGUAGACAACAUGGUCAUUCAAGCCAUUUUCCUGCUCGACACGCUUGAUAAGGAUAUUAAUUCCUUUGCUAUGAGAGUCAGAGAAUGGUACUCGUGGCAUUUCCCCGAAUUAGUGAAGAUAGUCAAUGACAACUACCUUUAUGCCCGUGUUGCUAAAAUCAUUGAGGACAAAUCGAAGUUGUCUGAAGAGCAUAUCCCAAUGUUGACUGAAGUUCUCGGGGAUGAAGACAAGGCAAAGGAGGUCGUUGAAGCUGGAAAAGCGUCUAUGGGUCAGGAUCUGUCACCGGUCGACUUGAUCAACGUGCAGAACUUUGCCCAGAGGGUUAUGGACUUGUCUGAGUACAGAAAGAAGCUCUAUGAUUAUCUUGUGGCUAAGAUGAACGACAUUGCUCCAAACUUGGCGGCCUUGAUAGGUGACAUGGUUGGUGCCCGGUUGAUUUCACAUGCGGGAAGUCUGACAAAUCUCGCAAAGUGUCCGUCUUCAACCCUUCAGAUCCUUGGAGCAGAGAAGGCACUUUUCAGGGCACUGAAAACAAAGGGAAACACGCCCAAAUAUGGUUUGAUAUUCCAUUCGUCAUUUAUUGGGAGAGCGUCGGCGAAGAACAAGGGCCGUAUUGCUCGUUAUCUGGCAAACAAGUGUUCGAUUGCAUCCCGGAUCGAUUGUUUUGCUGAGAGGAGCACUGCAGCUUUUGGGGAGAAGCUGCGUGAACAAGUGGAGGAGCGGCUCGACUUCUACGACAAAGGUGUUGCACCACGCAAGAACCUCGAUGUAAUGAAGGAUGUCUUGGAAACUCUGCAAAACCAAGGAGAAGAGGGAGAGCCGCCUGUGGAGGCCUCAACGGAGAGAAGCACGAAGAAGAAGAAGAAGUCAAAAGGUGAGGAAGCCAUGGACAUGGAGGAGGAGGAUGAGAAGAAGAAGAAGGAGAAGCGGAAGAUGGAAAAAGAGCAGGCCAACGACAAUUCCAAGAAGAAGAAAAAGAAGAAGAACAAAGGCGAGGAAAGCUAAGUGUCCUUUGCGGCAAUGCUCUAUGGAUAUGAUAUAGAUGUCUCUUACGAUGGUGGGAAGGAGAAUGAAUUUACUUUUCUGUAUCUUCUUCCUCAACAAUCAUCCUUUGUUUUCACGUCAUCAUCACGUUCUAUUCUAAUGGUGCUCUCGUUUUUGUU